Messenger RNA from Lathyrus oleraceus (garden pea), 3372 nucleotides. Its product is annotated as pentatricopeptide repeat-containing protein At3g58590. The record is from RefSeq and is a predicted model, not a curated record. Gene Ontology annotation, biological process: RNA modification. The coding region runs from base 166 to 2346 and encodes 726 amino acids. Gene Ontology annotation, molecular function: protein binding; RNA binding. NCBI's taxonomy places the organism in Eukaryota, Viridiplantae, Streptophyta, Magnoliopsida, Fabales, Fabaceae. The transcript has 2 exons.
AAUGGUAUAUUUCUACCUAACUAAAUUAAAAAGGUCACUAAGAAUAAAGUUUGACAAAUUUUGAAGUAGUAAUUCAUUCCUUUGAGUGAUUUCUUAAUCAACAAAUUUUAAUUUAUGUUUUUCAAUGUUUCCUAAUGAGUGUUUUCGCUCAAAGCGAAAAUCUACAUGAGUUUGCAUGGCCAUGUUUCCCGCAUCCUCAAUUUCCUCGAAUCAAGCUCCACAUUUCGAUCCCUCCACGCAACAAAAUGUCUCCACGCACUCUCCAUCACAACACCUCCCAUUCCAAACCAACCCAUCUUCAUCAACAACAACAUCAUUUCAUCAUACAUAUCCCACAGCAACUUCAUUCAAGCACGCAAGGUGUUCGACGAAAUGCCUAAAAGAACACUUGUCUCUUAUAAUACGCUCAUCACUUCUUACACUCGACGUGGAAAUGUAGUUGAAGCUUGGAGCUUGUUGAACCACUUGAGAGUAUGUGGAUUCUCUCCCAAUCAGUAUACAUUAACGAGUUUGCUUUGUUGUGAAAGGUUGAAGCUGGUUCAAGGUUUUCAGUUGUUUUCUUUGAGUAUUAAAAAUGGAGUCUUUGAUGCUGAUGCUUUUGUGGGUAGUACUUUGUUGGGUUUUUUCGGGAGAUAUGGGUGUUUGAACGAAGCUUUUAUGGUGUUUGAUGAUAUGCAUUAUAAGAGUAUAGUGACUUGGAAUACUAUGUUGUCUUUGUUGGCUUGUAAUGGUUUUGUUGAGGAUGCGAAGGUUUUGUUUCGUGAAUUAUUGGGGUUGGGGGUGUUGUUGUCGGAAGGUUCUGUUGUGGCCCUUUUGUCUGGACUCGUUGAUUCUGAAGAGGAUUUGAGUUAUGGUGAACAGAUUCAUUGUUUGAUGACUAAAUGUGGGUUUGACAGUUAUGUUUCUGCAGUUAAUUCGCUUAUGGGUGUUUAUGUUAGGUGUAGAGCUUUGUGUUUGGCAGAGAGAUUGUUUGAGCAGGUUCCUGUUCAAAAUGUUGUAUGUUGGAAUAUAAUCAUUGAUUCAAUGUUGAAAAGUGGGAAGCCAAGAAUGGCAUUGGAGAUGUUUUUGAAUAUGUUGAGGAGGGGAUUGGUGCCGAGUCAGGCCACUUUUGUAGCUGUUACUGAGUCGUGUAUUGGUUUGAGAAACUUGUUGUGUGGAGAAUGUGUUCAUGCUAAAGUUAUCAGGAGUGGUUUUGAAUCUGAUGUUAUUGUUGGAACUGUAUUGGUAGACUUCUAUGCCAAAUUUGAGAAAUUGGUUUCUGCGCAUUACUGUUUUGAUCAGAUAGAAGAGAAGAAUGUGGUUUCUUGGAAUGCUUUGAUGUUGGGUUACUCAAAUGUUUGCUCUUCUACAUCAACUUUGUUAUUACGAGAAAUGUUUCGAUUGGGUUGUAUCCCUAACGAGUUUUCCUUUUCUGCUGUUCUUAAGUCGUCAUCUGUAUUAGACCUACACCAGCUCCACAGUUUGGUUAUAAGAAUGGGGUAUGAGAAUCAUGAAUAUGUACUAAGCUCUCUUGUUAUGGCUUAUAGUAAAAACGGUUUUAUAAAUGAAGCACUUUCGUUUAUCCAAGAGUUUAAUAGCCCACUUCCUGUAAUUCCAUCUAACAUCAUUGCUGGAAUCUAUAACCGAACAGGUCAGUACAAUGAAUCAAUGAAGUUGCUUUCUUUAUUAGAAAGGCCUGGUGUUGUAUCUUGGAACAUUGUCAUUUCAGCCUGUGCUCGGAGCAAUAAUUAUAAUGAGGUUAUUGAACUUUUCAAGUGUAUGCGUUCCGCACACAUCCGUCCAGACAAAUACACCUUUAUGACUGUAUUAUGUGUGUGCACCAAGCUUUGCAGUUUUGAUUGGGGAAGUUCUCUUCAUGGUCUUAUUGUGAAGACUAAUAGUUGUGACACUUUUUUGGGCAAUGUACUAAUUGAUAUGUAUGGAAAGUGUGGAAACACUGAAAAUUCAGUGAAAGUUUUUGAAGAAAUUACGGACAGAAAUGUUAUUACAUGGACAGCUUUAAUUUCUGCCCUCGGGUUAAACGGUUAUGCUCGCGGGGCAGUAAAGAUAUUCCACAACAUGGUAUUGAUGGGAUUUAAGCCUGACGCAUUAGCUCUCAGAGCAGUGCUUUCUUCCUGCAGAUACGGUGGAUUAGUGAGCGAAGGAAUGGAAUUUUUUAAGCAGAUGGAAACCAUUUAUGGGAUUCAACCAGAACACGAUCAUUACCUUUGCAUAGUAGAUCUCCUUGCUAAAAAUGGACAAAUAAAGGAAGCUGAAGAAGUCAUGGCAAGCAUGCCUUUUCCGCCAAAUGCAAAUAUAUGGCGCAGCUUCCUUGAAGGUUACAAGAGGCGGGAAAUUGCAGUUUGACUUGUACAGAAAAACGUAUUAAUCUUUUGGGAAUAAUACAUGAACCAGCAAGCUAUGGAAGUUUGGUGAAGUCAAAGCACUCAUAUGUUGAACACAAUCUUGAUAAUGUUGUUAACGUCAUGGGAAUCAGAAUCGUGUUUUUAUUCCUACAACAUGAUUAUGUGACUUUGCUUUCCCUGAAAAUUGGUUUAUGACGAAAUUGGAUGGAAUUGCAGUGGUUAAAUGUAGAAUCGUAUGAUCUGCGAUCUCUGUGUAGUUUCUGAGCAGCGGUUCAUCAGAAAACUACUCUUGAAGUUGUUUGUUGCUCAAUAACUGAAAGGACACGCCCCCAUUGGAGGAGCAUCAAUCUAAUUUAACUCCUGCUUAUUUGUUGAUAGAGAAAUGGAGCAUCUGCUGAGGUGCUUUACAAAAAAACUUAAAACUGUUGCAAUGUGUUUGUUUUCACUGCAACGCAACAGUUAUUGUGAGUUCAAGCAGAACCUGCAGAUAGUAGCUGUAGCCCUAUCGAGCGUUCAACAUUAUAUCGGGCAAAAACCAACACGUGCUUAGCUUAUUACUCGAAAUGUUUAGAAGUAAGAGUUCAUUGUAAUGCAGAUUCAAUGAAGAGCUGCCUGUUGCGUUAUACAUUUCCAGGCCAAGGAAAAAACAAUAGUGGAGUCUGACAAAAAACUCGAGAACAUUUUGUUUCACUGAAUGAAACAUCUUCGUCAUUUUGUGGAGUAAAAAGCAAAACUUCCUGCUCAAUGAAGACUCCUAGAACGAGCUUGAAGAAACUGAAUAAUGGAGCAAGUUAAUUUGUAGUUAAAGAAUGUCUACAAACAAGUCCAAAAGCUGAUACUUUUGUUCAUUUUGUGCAUUAUUAUCACUACAUUUGUAGCAAACAGAUGUGUGUGAAGAAAGGGAAAGCAAUGCCAACCAGAUAUUUCAUUUUAGACUUCAUCUUCCCUUUCCCUUUGACUGGUAACUUAUAUGUCAAACAGUAUGUUAAAAUUUCAUUGAAGUGUAGUUUUGUUUUGACAAUAUUCA